AGCUGCAGCCUGCUGGAGUCACUGCUGGAAGCCAGAGAUCUCCAGGAGAGGGAGUAAUAUGAGGAAGCCUUUCAAUGGGCUAGAUCCCGGCAUUGGACUUCAGGGUUUCCGUUGUGAUUAGACCUGGAAACAGUAUGCAAACAAAUCGGUGAACCGCGGCGGCCUGUCAAACCCCCGCCCUCGUAGCCACCAGCAUCACCAACCCAGCAUCGGGGGGGACUCCAGACGCUUCGCCCCUGCUGGACAGCCCGCGCCGAACGCCAUGGAUUUCAUGUUACCCAUAAGAAGUCGAGACAUGAUAGCGUACUCCAGCUCCGCUCCUCCUCCGGGCCAACAUGGCGGCAGCGCCAGGCACCACCAGCACUACCAGGCGGUCAGAAGAAAGCUGCGGCCGGGACGAAUCCUGGGCUUCGUCAUCAGUCUGGCGGCUGUCUGCACAGUCUGCUCGUGGAGUGCCUUGUCUCUUGUCACAACAGUGGCCACCGAACCAGAAUCCACGCCUGAGGGCCCCGGAGAGGCGGCCGUGCCCCAAAGAACUCUCCUACAGCACCACAACCUCUCAGCCCCGCCGCAGGACUCGCCAGUGGCCAUGCCGUCGACGGAGGAAGACAUGAAUCACGGGGACUACCCCACGGACCUGUUCACGGUGGAGGAGAGGCGACAGGGCUACGUGGUGUUUCAUAUGUUUGGUAUGCUGUACAUGUUCAUAGCUUUAGCCAUCGUCUGCGACGAGUUCUUCGUCCCGGCGCUCACCGUCAUCACGGAGAAGCUGGAGAUCUCCGACGACGUGGCCGGGGCCACCUUCAUGGCGGCCGGCGGCUCGGCCCCUGAGCUCUUCACCUCCGUCAUCGGGGUCUUCAUCUCGCACAGCAACGUGGGCAUCGGCACCAUCGUGGGCUCCGCCGUCUUCAACAUCCUGUUCGUGAUCGGGAUGUGCGCUCUGUUCUCCAAAGAGGUGCUGAACCUCACCUGGUGGCCUCUGUUCAGAGACGUCUCCUUCUACAUCUGUGGCUUGCUCAUGCUCAUCUAUUUCUUUCUGGAUAAUCAAAUCACCUUGGUGGAAAGUAUCAGUCUGCUGAUGUGCUACACCUGCUACGUCACCUUCAUGAAGUUCAAUGCCAAAGUAGAGCUUCUCAUCAAGAGCAAGCUGGGCAGCAACCAGGUGGACGAGCUGGAGACUGCGCCGAAGGUAAAUGCACCUGCAGAUGAUGAGAACAAGCUGAUGGCUAAGCCCAGGCUGCAGAGAGAAGGCAGCUGUGCUUCGCUGCACAACUCGCUGAUGAGGAACAGCAUCUUCCAGCUCAUGAUACACACUCUGGACCCGCUGAGUAAUGAAGGGCGUUUCAAAGAAAAAGCGUCAAUCCUGCACAAAAUGGCCAAACAGAAGUGUAAAGAAGAUGCUGCCAAUUCCAACGGUGUAGCUUCGUCUGAUAAAAACAUCCCCAACAGCUCAAACGUGGCAGUGGAAGUGACGCCGCCCAUGAACGGUGUUGCAGGCGGAGAUGAGGGAGGCGACGAGGAGGAGGAUGAAGACCAGCCUCUGAGCCUGGCCUGGCCGGACACCACCAGGAAGCAGCUCACCUACCUCUUCAUCCUGCCCAUCGUCCUGCCGCUCUGGUUGACUCUGCCCGACGUCAGGAGAGAGUCUUCAGAAAAGUUCUUCCCCAUCACUUUCCUGGGCUCCAUCUGCUGGAUCGCGUUCUUCUCCUACCUGAUGGUGUGGUGGGCUCACCAGGUUGGGGAGACUUUCUGGAUCACGGAGGAAAUCAUGGGUUUGACCAUUUUGGCGGCGGGCACUUCGAUCCCAGACCUCAUCACCAGUGUGAUCGUAGCACGGAAAGGCCUGGGCGACAUGGCCGUGUCCAGCUCCGUGGGCUCCAACAUCUUCGACAUCACUGUGGGUCUGCCCUUCCCGUGGCUCAUCUACAACAUCAUCAAUGACUUCAAGCCCGUGGAGGUGAGCAGCAACGGCCUGUUCUGUGCCAUCGUCCUCCUCUUCCUCAUGCUUCUCUUCGUCAUCAUUUCCAUCGCGGCUUGCAAGUGGCGGAUGAGCAAGCUGCUGGGGUUCCUCAUGUUCCUGCUGUACUUCGUCUUCCUCAUCAUCAGCGUCAUGCUGGAGGACAGGAUCAUCGUCUGUCCCGUCACCAUCUGAGCGGCGGCCUCGCGUCGUUUCACAGCGCCGCGCUCGCGUCGGGAC
Molecule: messenger RNA, 2197 nt
Organism: Salarias fasciatus (jewelled blenny)
Lineage: Eukaryota; Metazoa; Chordata; Actinopteri; Blenniiformes; Blenniidae
Gene: slc24a2b
Product: solute carrier family 24 member 2
Exons: 10
Coding region: 263-2152 (629 amino acids)
Biological process (GO): long-term synaptic depression; intracellular calcium ion homeostasis; long-term synaptic potentiation
Cellular component (GO): plasma membrane
Molecular function (GO): calcium, potassium:sodium antiporter activity; calcium channel activity
Source: RefSeq, a predicted model, not a curated record